ACACCAGAAUUGGAGUUGUGACGCCAUUGUUUAGGCAAACCCGAGACAGACUUGUUGUGAUCUCGUUUACGAAAAUUGUUUGAUACUUCUUAGUUCGUGGCUUCAUGGAAAAGCAGGAACCUAACUAUGCCUUACGACCAAGAAGAUCAACCACCAAAGGCAAAUAUCGUGAAAUGCUUGGUAUUAGUCAAUAUCACGAAAGUGAUCCUGCUAUCCGCGUGGAAACAGUUAGCAACGAAUUAUCGAGUGAUGAUGGGAACAAGGGAUGCAAAAUCUUCCUUUUACCGCUAGUGGUUUCAGGCGAAAGUGAUAUUCUUGCCGACAAUACUAUUGAAAUUGAAAUAUCAGAAGAUGUUUGUGUUUCUGAACUACCUGAGGCAGUUUAUGUGAAUGAAGAUGAGCAGAGAGCAACACAGUUGGCAAGAACACAUGAGAAUCCAUUGAGGCAUAUUGAGGAAAUCCUAAAGAAAAAUGACCAACUUAUUGAAAGCAUACCAGAACCACCCAGUUUUAAAAAACAUGGGAAACAUGUAAAAGAAGAAAAAUAUCCUGAAGCCGAUGAACGUUUCCUGAGUACUUCUUCCCAAAUUGUAAAGAAGGCAAUUGAUGAUGCUAUGGAAUCAGAUGAAUAUGGCAAAGAUGAAGAUUAUGAAAUUAGCAUUGAUCCUUCCCUUUACCAAAACCCAAUACCCCAAAACACCAAGAGCCAGCUAACAAAAAAGAAUACUAAAAAACUAAGUUCAGAGAGAGGGGAUUCUGGUGAGGAUGGGGAUGAAGGGAAAGAAACAACAUGUGAACCAUUUGUUUGUGACAUAUGUGGCAAAACCUUGAAGCAUCAAAAAUCACUCUACUCUCACCGGCGGACGCAUACUGAUGCCAAAGCUGUUUGCCACAUCUGUGGAGCUACCCUCAAAAGCUCCCGCUACCUUCAUCACCAUUUACUACUCCAUAAAGAUGUCGAGAAACCGCAUAAAUGUGAUAAGUGUGGCAAAAGCUUUUUCUCAAGCAGUGCCCUCAAAGUUCACCACUAUUACAAUCAUGAAGAACAUCCUGGUCGCUUCCAAUGCACCAUUUGCGGCAAAAAUUUUAAAGCUAAACAAGGAUUGCAGUUUCAUAUGGAUUCUCAUUCAAAUGAAUUGCGGUAUGAGUGCUCAUAUUGUCACAAGCGCUUCAGAGGAUUCAAAACCUGUCGUGUCCACGAAUUGCGUCACCGUGAAGCCAAUGAACCAAACAAAUUUAACUGCUCUAUAUGCGGGAAGCUAUUCAAAACCAGACAAACGCUCAAGAACCACGAAGACGUCCAUGCUUCCUUCAAUAGGUACCAGUGUUCUCUGUGCGAGAAACGGUUUAAGUUACGUAAAUCGUGCUUGGCUCAUAUACGAGUUCAUCAUACAGACCACGAGCGCUUAGAAACGCAACAUGCAACUGUCCCCGAUGAGGGAGAAGUGGCCAUCGAGUCUUUGCUAGCUGACGGAGAAGAGUAUGUAGUAACGUUAGAAGAAGCUCCCGAGCCGGAAGGGGUUCUUCUGGAAGAGGGUCAAGAAGAAACUAUGGAAAUCAUUGUUCCUGAAGCUGACGUAGAAUGCGAGGUUGAAAAUGUUUCAUGAAAACUGUUUAAAAGGAAGCUUGGAAUGAACGUUAAACUUCGUUCUAGAUAAUAAAUUAAUAAAAACACUAA
Messenger RNA from Daphnia magna, 1678 nucleotides. RefSeq names its product zinc finger protein 761. Gene Ontology annotation, molecular function: RNA polymerase II cis-regulatory region sequence-specific DNA binding; DNA-binding transcription factor activity. The transcript is spliced from 7 exons. Bases 105 to 1607 code for a protein of 500 amino acids. The record is from RefSeq and is a predicted model, not a curated record. Lineage: Eukaryota; Metazoa; Arthropoda; Branchiopoda; Diplostraca; Daphniidae. Gene Ontology annotation, biological process: regulation of transcription by RNA polymerase II.